AUGAAAGCGAGUAGGCAUGCUUCCUCCCUUUACCUCCUCUCACUUGUUAUAUUACUAUUACUUAGACCCACAUUUGCCACCAAAAAGUCUUAUGUGGUGUACUUGGGAGCUCAUUCACACGGAACUGAAGUCACAUCCACUGAUUUUGUUAGAGUAACAGAGUCUCAUUAUCAGUUUCUUGGAUCAUUCUUGGGAAGUUCUGAUAAGGCCAAAGAUGCAAUCUUCUACUCUUACACAAGACACAUCAAUGGUUUUGCUGCAACAAUUGAAGAGAAAGAAGCAAUUGAAAUAUCUAAGCAUCCUGAGGUUGCAUCGGUAUUCUUGAACCAGGGACGAAAAUUGCACACGACCCGGUCAUGGGAUUUCCUCGGGCUAGAGGAUAAUGGGAAAAUCACUGGCAGCACAAUAUGGAAGAAGGCUAGAUUCGGCGAAGAUGCCAUUAUUGGGAACCUUGACACUGGUGCAUGGCCAGAUUCGAAGAGCUUUAGCGAUGAAGAAUUUGGACCAGUUCCAUCAAAGUGGAAGGGAAUUUGCCAAAAUGAUAUAGAUUCCAGCUUCCAUUGCAACAGGAAGCUCAUUGGAGCAAGAUACUUCAAUAAAGGAUACGCUGCAACUGUGGGACCUCUCAAUUCCACCUUCAACACACCACGAGACAAUGAAGGCCAUGGAUCACAUACCUUAUCAACAGCAGGUGGCAAUUUUGUUGCUGGAGCAAACGUUUUUGGAUUUGGAAAUGGAACAGCAAAAGGCGGAUCACCCAAAGCUCGGGUGGCUGCUUACAAGGUUUGCUGGCCUCCAGUGGGAGGCAACGAGUGCUUUGAUGCUGAUAUUUUGGCUGCCUUUGAUAUGGCCAUUCAUGAUGGAGUUGACGUGUUAUCUGUAUCUCUUGGUGGAGAUCCUGCCCCAUUUUAUAAUGACAGUGUUGCCAUUGGAUCCUUUCAUGCUGUUAUGCAUGGCAUUGUUGUGGUUUGCUCGGCUGGUAAUUCUGGACCAGGUGCUGCUACGGUUUCCAAUACUGCACCUUGGCAGAUUACGGUUGGAGCAAGCACCAUGGACCGCCAGUUUCCUAGUUACGUCAUCCUGGGGAACCAAAUGAACUUCCAAGGGGAAAGCCUUUCUAACAAAGCAUUACCAAAUAAGAAGUCAUUUCCAAUUGUUUCUGCUCAAUAUGCUAAAGCCGCCAAUGCAUCAGUUGACAAAGCUAUUCUCUGUAAAGCUGGAACACUGGACCCCAAGAAGGUGAAGGGGAAAAUUUUAGUCUGUUUACGAGGAGAUAAUGCACGAGUUGACAAGGGCCGACAAGCUGCUUUAGCUGGAGCUGUCGGAAUGGUUCUAGCCAACAAUGAUCUAUCUGGGAAUGAAGUUCUUGCUGAUCCUCAUGUACUACCGGCUUCACAUAUCAAUUACACGGAUGGACUUGCUCUUUUCUUGUAUAUCAAUUCAACGAGGUCUCCAAUGGCUUAUAUCACUCCUGCAACAACACAAUUAGGCACGAAACCAGCUCCUUUCAUGGCAGCAUUUUCAUCCAAGGGGCCCAACACCAUUACCCCAGAGAUUCUCAAGCCUGAUAUCACUGCACCAGGAGUGAGUGUCAUAGCAGCCUAUACAGAAGCCCAAGGACCUACAAAUCAAGAUUUUGAUUCACGUCGUGUCCUAUUCAAUUCAGUAUCAGGAACUUCAAUGUCAUGUCCUCAUAUUUCUGGUGUUGUCGGCCUUUUGAAAACCCUUCAUCCAACUUGGAGCCCGUCAGCUAUUAAAUCCGCUAUCAUGACCACAGCAACAACGCGCGAUAAUGCUUUAGAGCCAUUGACAAACGCAUCUCACUCAAAAGCUACACCAUUUUGUUAUGGAGGAGGACACGUACAACCAAACCGUGCAAUGGAUCCCGGGUUGGUUUACGAUUUAGGAGUUAACGAUUACUUGAACUUUCUAUGCUCCCUCGGCUAUAAUCGAACUCAAAUCAAGUUGGUCUCAGAUAAACCAUAUAUAUGUUCCAAGCCCAUUAGUCUCAUCAACUUAAACUACCCCUCGAUCACGGUCCCGAACCUCAAUGGCUCGACAACUGUGUCUCGAACAGUUAAGAAUGUUGGUUCGCCAGGUACGUAUAAAGCUAGUGUUCGCAACCCAGCCGGAAUAUCAGUUCGUAUCAAGCCGGGUACUUUGAAGUUCAAUGAAAUUGGUGAAGAGAAAACUUUCAAACUUACUCUCAAGGCUAGGCAAUCCAAUGCAGCUUUGGACUAUGAAUUUGGCCAGUUGACAUGGUCUGAUGGUAAACACUAUGUAAGAAGUCCAAUUGUGGUAAAAAAAAUAUAG
Molecule: messenger RNA, 2313 nt
Organism: Fraxinus pennsylvanica
Lineage: Eukaryota; Viridiplantae; Streptophyta; Magnoliopsida; Lamiales; Oleaceae
Source: the annotation of a GenBank genome assembly